This is a messenger RNA of Monodelphis domestica (gray short-tailed opossum), 652 nucleotides long. RefSeq names its product solute carrier family 22 member 6-like. Gene Ontology annotation, biological process: transmembrane transport. NCBI's taxonomy places the organism in Eukaryota, Metazoa, Chordata, Mammalia, Didelphimorphia, Didelphidae. Gene Ontology annotation, cellular component: membrane. The record is from RefSeq and is a predicted model, not a curated record. Gene Ontology annotation, molecular function: transmembrane transporter activity.
UUCUUUCUCCCACUUUCUGGCCAUUCUUCCCCAGUGGGACCUGGUUUGUGGACAGAAGGCACUGCAAUCAAUUCCUCAGACAAUGUACUUAGCAGGACAGCUGUUAGGAAGCCUAGUUUUUGGGAUGCUCUCUGACAGGUUUGGAAGGAGGAAGAUACUGAUGUGUACCUCUCUGAUGAUCAUCAUUACCAGUACCUGUGUGGCCUUUGUGCCCACCUUCACUGCUUUUGUCAUCCUUCGAUUCUUCAUUGGUUCUGUAUUAAUGGGUGCCAACAUGGCCAAAAACUGCCUGACUUUAGAGUGGAUGCCUAUUGAGAGAAGGGUCCUGGCUCAUGCUUGUAACACAUAUGCCUACAGUUUGGGGACGGUUCUCCUGUCUGCAUGGGCCUAUCUGAUUCGAGAAUGGCGCUGGCUCCAGUUUUCCACUUCAGUCGCAUAUGGAAUCACUUUUCUUUUCUCCAUGGCCCUCCCAGAAUCUGCCCGUUGGCUCAUCACUCACAACAAACUCCACAUGGCUGUGAAGAGCCUUCAGAAGGUGGCAUGGAUAAAUGGCCAGCAGGAAGAAGGGAGGAAGCUCACUCCAGAACUAAGUCAGAUUUUGCUGGAGAAAAAAGUUUUUCUUCUGAGAAAGCAAAUAUAUGAGGACAUCUAG